AUGAGGAAAGAUAAGCGGCCAACAGAUAAUGACAGGAAGCGUGCAGAAGAAAGCGACAGGGAUGCAAUGACAUUGACUGGUAAGAUCUCUAUCACAGAAGCCAGUUGUCAUCCCUUAGAGUUUGUGAACUUGAGCUUUAUAUUAAUCACCAGAAUCUUGCAUUUAAAGGAAAGAAAGAUAAGAAAGUGAGGGUGGUGAAGGCACAUAUUGUUAGUAUGAUUUUGACUUCUAUUGCGCAGGAAGGUUAAAACAACAUUCAGCCAGCCUCUGACUCAAAUUCAGAGUCUGACAGUGACAGUAACAGCGCAGAACGACAUCACAAAAAUCCUCAUUAAAAAAUUCUGGGAAGGGUGUGUAUUCCCCCCCCCCUCCCCUUGAAUACCUUACAAAGAGGUAUGACCCUCCUUUUGGUGCUCACUUUCACUGAUAACCCUCCCCCUUGGGGCCACAGACCCCCCUUCCCCCCAAGAAAAACUUAGCUUCCCUCAGACCCAAUCAAUGCUGUCAAGAAGCCUAAAAUACUCAAUUCCAAUAUGAUUAAAAAGGCCAAAAUGUACUUUUAAGAGAGUUCAUUCGACGAAAACGAUUACAAAGAAAUUUAGGCUUACGUUUGACAAUUGAAGAGUUUCUGAAAAUACUAGCUCCUAUACGCUCCUAUAAGCUCCUAUAAGCUCCUAUAAGCUUUCAACAAACUAGCUUUUUUUACUAUGAAUCGGAAUCGAGUACUUUUAGUCUUUUGUACCUUUUUGUGGAUUCUAUCUAUGUCACUCUCUGGAGUGGCCAAGGUCGGUGAUUGAUUAAGGCUGCUGAUAGAGAUGUUGAACUGACCACCUUGAAUAACAGUGCCUGUAAGAGCGACAUUGCUGGCAGGCCAUGUUGAUAAUCUGCGGUCGAACUAGCUAGAUUAUGAACUGUGGUCGGAAAAUUUACGUUCAGAAACUUGAGAUAAAUUCGGUUUCUCUCCAUCAUGCGCUCUCCCUGUUCUAAGUUCACACAAACAGUAGGACAUUUUUACUUGCUGGUUUUCAGGCAAGCAGAGAACGUUCCAAACAUUCAGUCUCAAUUACUUCGCAUGGCCGCCCUGAAAGGCGGGAAAAAACCAAUAUGAUUUUUCUCUUUUGUGAAUAAAUCGCGUAUUAGGCUUCUGAUUUAUCAUACGGUAUUUUUCACAAAUUAGAAAAAUCGUAUGACCAGUAGGAUUUCUUAUCAAAGAGAGACGAUUUUCAUUCAGUGGGUUUGCACUGAGUAAUUAUCACGAAUUAAUAUUCAUACAUUUACAGCAGCUAGUAAAAUAAGACUUUCUUUGAUAUAGAUCAAUUUAAAAUUGCAUCACUUUUCCCUCCUAUUUGGAUCUAAUCUUAUGACGAGCACCUGCUUGCAGGCCAUAAUAUUUGUAACCAGUGAGAGGAAAUUCCCGACACUGUUGUCUAAGAAGAAAUACUCUUCUGGAAGCUUGGCUUUAAUGUCAUUAAGAAGUAAUCGCAAGUACCCUCGCGCAAAUAAUUUCACAAAUAAACCAAAGUUCCACAAAUUCCCCUCCUCACUUCGCGACUUGGGAAAUUUUGUGAGAACUUUGGAAAUACGUGUGAUGAUAAUCCUUAUAAUCUUUGGUAGUUUCUCAGUGCGUAGUGUAUGCUGUUACAUACAUUACGCACUGAGGAAUAUUCGUCUUUUUCCUCCCCCCUUUCUAAUAAAGGUGGAUUUCCAGUGCCGCGUGAGUUUUUCCGUACUUUACACAUGCGUAAAGUGCGUAAGCAAUUUUCACUGCCGCGUUAAAAUCAGUAUGUUUAACUUUUCUCUGUAUUCUUGCCAUUGCAGACGUGCGUAAAUUUUUUUUCAAAAUUUUUUUUGUAAAAUUGUUUCUUGUUUUUUUUGUAAUUGUUUUUCAACGCACGCUGACUUGCGUGGACCAAAGCACGACAGCAGAAAUCCAGUAAAGAAGCGUGCUAAUGAGUAUCGUGGGGAAUCUUUUGCCUAUUGUGUUAUUUGAAAAAUCGACAUGUUUCUUAACAUGGAGGACAGAUGUACCUUAAAAUUUCAGAAAAGUCAUAAGCUGAUAUAAGAGUUAAGGUAACAAAUUUUUGCAUGUUCACAAGCUUGACUUUUUUUUCCCGGGUGCUUUCUGUUCAGAAUAUCACGCGUCAAACAUUCGCUUGAGCCCUAUAACUGCCUUGUCUCGCAACAAAAUAUCAGAUUUUAUUCAAUUUUUUUCCUUCCAAUGCGCGUGAUGUUUUUUGCUGCCAAUGGAUAUCCACUUUUUAAUGUGAACGUAACACUUUUUAAAAAAUUUGGAAAUUUUAAAACUUUGUUGAAACAUGGAUCAUCUCUUUGUACUCGAUGGCAUAAUCCACGACAAUCGUGCGAAUGUAAGUCAAUCUCCCACAGUCAGAAGUCAAUCCUUUACUAUGCAAGAAGGGAGUCCAUAUGAACGACAAAUACGGAAUUAGAUCGUUAGAUCGAUAUUGUGAUUAUUAAAAUCGAAGCAAGAACAAGCCAAAUACAAAUUUAGACAACUUAUAUUUCUAGAACAUCCUCACUUGAGGGUCGUUAAUAAUUGAUAUGGAUGAAUACUUGGAAGUGUUAAAAGAGGUUACGGACUUUCCAAGCUAAAUUCGAGAUUUCAGCACUCUAAAAGCCAGAUAAAGUGCUACUUUGAUGUUCACUACUAUUAUUAUCACUGAACGUAUUGAUACUAGCGCAACAUAAGCCCCUUCGGGAUGGAGACUUAACUCCGGUACAUUGGAUAUCCGACAGACUGGGGCACUGCUGAACGCGUAGCGGGUCACCAAGUAGGCAACGACAACUUUCUUGAACGUGCUUGAACGCGAUCCCAGUUUAGUUAGUUUGACAAUCACCGGGGAGCGAACUGAGGUGGCUUUGAUUGGUGUGUACCUGGUGAUUUUAGGUUUUGAGCUGGACCCUCCAGACCUAGAUCUCGAUCGACUGGAUCUUGUGCCUCUUGAGCCACGGGAGCCUCCAGAUCUGCCUCCACCACCACGUCCUAUUGUUUCUGAUAGUUCUACCAUCACCAUAAGGACGAUGGUGAUAUUAACACUGUAGCAAAUCGCAUUUGACUGACAGCAAUGACGAUUAAAACUAGGUUUGGAGUCAGUUCCUCUUCUUAACUUUGUGAAAACUGAGGGCAUGUGAUGCAGUCUCAGCCAAAUGAGUGAUCACUAUGACAUCUGUCAAUCAAUUCUAUUACGUCAAAGCGGAUUUUUGCCUACCUUAUUUUCUGGUUCCUUCUAACCUCUCGAGAAUAGAAUAACAACAACGGCCAUCGUGUCUGAUUAUAUGAGUUGUUUUCGAGGAGCAAUAAAAUGAACUAAAACCUUGUGUUUGUUUUCUGAACUUUUUGACACACAAGUUGUGUCAAAGGCAAAAGAGUGAGCCAGAUGAUAAUGUACGUACUUGAAUUAUUUGGAUUUUUUAAGAAACGUUGCCAAAACUGGUCAAAACCUGUGGAGAAAUUAAAGGUUAAUCAACGUUGCUAAAACGGAGAAAGGUGAAGAGAAGCUAAGAACACUGCUAACCAACUUUGAUUUUACGGCAAAACGUAAAAUGAUUGGUAAUGAGCAAUGUAUGCGCAAGUGAUAUGAUAAAGCUCGCAUGAUGUUUCACUACACGCAUCGUUGUAAUCAAAUAAUCAAAUUCGCUCAAGAAGCUCAGAAAUACAAUUUACUUUCUUCUCGCUCAAUUACCACAAAAAUUCAUUAAGAGGCUCUCAAGACUUUGAGCUGAGAGGCUUCGUUAUGAUUUGAAUAGAAGAGGGGAACUUUCCGAUAGAAACCGUUGUGCUGCAUUACUGGGGAGGGGGGGACGACGGCCGGGGGGGGGGUUAUAACAAGAUAAUUAGGUUUUAUCAACUGAGAUAAUGAUGAUGCAAAUUGCCACCGUGAAGAGUUUACACAAGAAUGCUCAAAAGCAGACUUUUCGAGCACUAGCCCCUGGUCUGUUGACGUUUGGAACGUCAGCUUUGCUGGUACUUUUUAUUUAUUUUUUGUUCUGGUUUAUUUUAUCAAUCAGUCCUUCCUCAAUUAUUAUUACUUGACAAGUUCGUUAUUUCAAUCAGUUCCAUCAGUCAGCCUUAACUUUCAAUCAUAAACUCGCAACUCAAAUCGCAACUUCGCACUUUUCAAUCCCGAUAAUUCAACGUGAUUUCACACCGAUUUCUUUAUUUCAAUUCGUAAGUUUGAUUAUCAACUGCAUUCAACUAAACAUUGAGUUCUAGUGUGCGUUCGGAUUGUCUACUCUGCCUUACUGGUAACCUUUGGAGAAUGCAAGCUUUAGAAACUCGCUCUUUACAGUGUCCAACUUACAUCAUCAACUCACUUUGUUAGUGAAUUGGACGGGAUCACUACUGAUGUUCACUACUAUCAUUAUCACUGAACGUAUUGAUACUAGCGCAACAUAAGCCCUCUUGAUUCAAUAACGAAAUACACUUUAAUUCAUAAACACAAACAACGUAAUAACGACUGAGAGAAGUAUGUUGUUGAUGUUCAGUCGGUUUGAGUCGUUUGGAUUUGUCUCAUACAUGGUAACCAUUGUAUCUUUGACAGUCUUCUCGACCUGUUUACAAGUUGUUUCUGUCACAUGUUGUAACUGGCUUACAAGGUCAAAGUCUUGAUCCUUGAUGUCUUCCAGCGACACUGUUUUGUCGACUCCGUGUAGUGUUUUCGUUUCUCCAUUUUUGUACUUCACUGUGGUUCUCAAGUCAACCAAGUUGUCUUUGAUUCCUACCAUCAUGGUUUGACUCCCUGGUGAUGUAUCCAAACACAAUUUUCCUUUGUCAACCAGCAGCCUUUCUCUCUUAUAGGUCAUCCUUACAGCUCUCUCCUCCGGGAUGGAAACCUAACUCCAGUACAUUGGAUAUCCCUGCCGAUAGACUGGGGCGCCGCUGAAUUCAUAGCGGUGCACUGCAUAGGCAAAGAAGUUAAACGCGCUUGAACACGAUCCCAGUUUGGUCUGUGACACGAUCACUGGGGAGCAAGCUGAAGUGGCAUUUAUCGGUGUGUAUUUGGUGAUUUUAGGUUUUGAGUUAGAACUCUUAAGGCUAUAGCUUGUUCUACUGCUUCUAGAGCCUCCUGAUCUGCCUCCACCACCACUUCCUCUUGUUUCGAAUACUUCCACCAUAGAAAUAAGAACGAUGGCAACAAAAAACACUGUAGCGACUCUCAUCUUUGUUGACAACGACAUUAAUAAUCGAGAUUAAAGCCAGUUUUCCCUCGUGAUUUUUCCUUUAACGGGUAUGCAACCUCCUGCAAACAUGAUUUCACAAAUCAUUCGUAAGUGCUUGAAACAUGAAUCGACAAAAGACAUGUAUGAGUUCAUAAAGUAGCUGUAAUGUAAUAGUUAGUAACACAGAUUAUAAGUGUUCAAUAUCCUACCUCCUUAUGUCGAAAAAAAUGAGAGGAGGAACAAAUGACUUAAAGAUAAACCAUCGACUUUCUUCAAAUUAAUUCAUAGAGAAGUAAUCACUGAAAAAAAUUCCUUCGGUUCUAAUGACGUCAUCAAAGUAUGUCUAUCUAUAGACCAGAAUUGCCUCUGAUGUGAAUUACAAUGGUGCCAGUGGUUCUGAAAGGAAACCACAUUUUUCAAGUUCUGUAAACCUUCAAGAUAUACAGUAUGGCAACAACAAUAGUGUAAACUUAUCAACACCUUUUGCUUUUAUAGGCUAUAGUUACGCCUAGGCCGUGCGUACUGUCCGAGAAACCCAUUAAAACUGUGCGUGGACAGAAUGCUCUUAAACCUGUGGUUAUGCAAUCCAAUGAUGUUUUCAGGCACGUUGCUACCUUACAACUGCCACCUGUGUGUCUGCGGUUGCUGUAACCCCGGAACCACGGGGUUACAUGUCAGCAAUGACGGUGGAUAAGCCAGAGGAUAUGAUUUUCUAUAACCGCGAUUUUACGAAGCAGUAUCACAAUGCUCCGAACAAUAAGAAAAACACUGUUCCAGGUCAUGGCUAUUUUGCUAAACUAGCAUCCUUCGAAGAGGAGCACUGCGAGAAAGGGGAAUGAGAUACAGAGUACAGAAAAAUGUCUUGCAAAGAGAAAUACGGCGAGCUAUGCGAAUACUGUCGAGCAACUGACUUGGUAAGUCUUUCUCCAUUUACACCAACUCCACGACCCUAUCCCGAUUACAGCAAACUUCCCGACUAUCACUACCUACCAAGUACGAAAACACCUACGAGUGGCCGCAAACCUGAUGAUUAUCAGCCUCGAGCUUAA
Pocillopora meandrina is the source of this 6227-nucleotide messenger RNA. NCBI's taxonomy places the organism in Eukaryota, Metazoa, Cnidaria, Anthozoa, Scleractinia, Pocilloporidae. The record is from the annotation of a GenBank genome assembly.